Daphnia magna is the source of this 1232-nucleotide messenger RNA. RefSeq lists its product as uncharacterized. Gene Ontology annotation, biological process: sensory perception of taste. Lineage: Eukaryota; Metazoa; Arthropoda; Branchiopoda; Diplostraca; Daphniidae. Gene Ontology annotation, cellular component: axon; membrane; dendrite. The record is from RefSeq and is a predicted model, not a curated record. The coding region runs from base 1 to 1161 and encodes 386 amino acids. The transcript has 6 exons.
AUGGUCGGGAACAAAGUUGUCCACUUCCCUAGUCUCUUUCCCAUUCGUGACAUUUCGUGGUGUUUCAAACCUCUCUUCUGCUGGUUACGUAUUUUAGGCAUUGAACUCGAACCUAUCCGGAAUGAGUAUCGAAAAGUCAGUUAUAUAUACGGUCUUGCAGUAUUACUGAUUUUCCAAUGGGCUAGCUUUGACAUCACUUUCUUGAAUAGCUCCGUAUUGUCUGCUAACAAAGAUUCAAACACAUCGUCUGCCACGUAUAGCUGGAAUGUCAGAAUCGACCAUGCUAACCACUUUUGUCUCAUGGCCAUUGUUUCUCCAGCCUUUUUCUGCGUUGCCCAGGGUAGGUGGCUGCGUCUGUGGAAGCUGAUGAACGUGCUUGAUUGCACCUAUAGAAUCAACCAUGGACAACUACGUAAAUUCAUACUGAUUGGAUUCUUUCCCAUUGGAAUGGAAAUCGGUGUAAUAGUCUACAACUUACUAGUCAUGUUGCCAGACUUUCCCAUGCAACCGCCAUACCAAAAAUUCGUGGCCGUUGUUGCCAUGUUGGCCAAAGUAGUACCAAUCAGUGCAAUGGUUCUGUUUUGCUCUGCAGUCUGGCUGACUUGUUUGCUCUACGAAGAGAUUCGACUAGAUGUUCAGAGGAAUUGUAAGAAGAUGAACCGUAAACGCCUCCGCAGUUGGAAGUGCAGUUUGUCAUUGAUCGGCGAUGUAGUCGAUCUGAUAAACACAAGUUUUGGUCUGAUCCUGCUGGAAUCCAUCACCCAUUUCUUCAUCGAGUUUAUUGCACGAUCCUUUUACCUCGUGAACAGCAUUUCAAUGACCAGUGUACCUCAGACAAUUGCUAUUGUUGGCAUGAUUUCCAGGAUCAUUCUGCUUUGGAUCAUCGUCUACAGUCCCUCUAACAUGUACCACAAUGCUAGGAAAGUGGCCACAGCACUUGGCAACAUCGAUAGUGCUGAUAGUGCUUUGCAAAACCAGGUCACGUUAUUAGCAUUGGAUACGAUGCGGAAUUUACGGAAAAUUUCACCCCUAGGGUACUUCGACGUUAACCUUCAGUUAAUACCAAAGUUGAUAGGGACAACUUUAACAUACCUUAUUGUGCUCUAUCAGUUCCAGUCGUCUGAAACAAAUAUCCAAGUGAAGCCGUCGCCGUUUGAAUGACCUGAAUAUCCGUUGUACUCUUCCAUACCUCAAUGACCUACCUAUUCAUAAAUUAAAAAGGACGGACGUCA